Messenger RNA from Carcharodon carcharias (great white shark), 3493 nucleotides. RefSeq names its product serine palmitoyltransferase, long chain base subunit 1 (gene sptlc1). The record is from RefSeq and is a predicted model, not a curated record. NCBI's taxonomy places the organism in Eukaryota, Metazoa, Chordata, Chondrichthyes, Lamniformes, Lamnidae. Bases 273 to 1691 code for a protein of 472 amino acids. Gene Ontology annotation, cellular component: endoplasmic reticulum. The transcript has 16 exons. Gene Ontology annotation, molecular function: serine C-palmitoyltransferase activity; pyridoxal phosphate binding. Gene Ontology annotation, biological process: ceramide biosynthetic process; sphingosine biosynthetic process.
CUUGUUAAAAUAAUGAAAUGAACAUUUCUACAGUGGAAUUGUGGGUUCCGCCCAUAUGUAAAUGAAGCUGGGCUGCCGCUGUACCAAUGGGAAGCCGAUUCUAACUGAAACCCACAGCCGACCGUUGGUGAGUGCCACGUGAUCUGGACUGCGAAUUAUUCCAGUGACCAUAUCAAAGAUGGCGACCGCCUGUAUCAAGUGGCUUGUUGUACGCAUGUGUAACGUUCUGCUGAUUCCAUCUUUAAUGCACUCAAGUGACGUCAGGCAGCAAGAUGGCGACAGGGCAACAGUGGGUGUUAGUAGAGAUGGUUCAGGCCUUUUAUGAGGCCCCAGCUUACCAUCUAAUUCUGGAAGGUAUUCUCAUUUUGUGGAUAGUAAGGCUACUUUUCUCCAAAACCUACAAACUUCAGGAGCGUUCCGACCUGACAGAAAAGGAAAAAGAAGAACUCAUUGAGGAAUGGCAGCCAGAACCACUUGUCCCGCCAAUAUCAAAAGACCACCCUGCCCUCAACAAUAACGUUGUCUCGGGCCCUCCAACUCACAACAUAGUGGUUAAUGGUAAAGAGUGUAUAAACUUUGCGUCCUUUAAUUUCCUUGGCUUGCUAGAUAAUGAAAAAGUAAAGAAUGUAGCUUUGGCUUCACUGCAAAAAUAUGGUGUUGGUACAUGUGGGCCAAGAGGGUUUUAUGGAACAUUUGAUGUUCAUUUAGAACUAGAAGAUAGAAUUGCCAAGUUUAUGAGAACAGAAGAGGCUAUUAUUUACUCAUAUGGAUUUGCUACAAUAGCCAGUGCCAUUCCAGCAUACUCAAAGAGAGGAGAUCUGGUGUUUGUGGAUGAAGCUGCAUGCUUUGCCAUUCAAAAAGGUUUGCAAGCUUCACGUAGCAGCAUAAAAUAUUUUAAACACAAUGAUAUGGAUGACCUGGAACGGCUACUGAAAGAACAGGAACUUGAGGACCAGAAAAAUCCUCGCAAAGCACGUGUAACCCGACGAUUUCUUUUAGUGGAAGGAUUGUACAUGAAUACCGGAUACAUUUGUCCACUCCCAGAACUGGUAAAACUAAAAUAUAAAUACAAAGUGCGGAUAUUCUUGGAAGAAAGUUUAUCUUUUGGCGUUCUAGGAGAGCAUGGGCGAGGUGUAACUGAACAUUUUGGUGUGAAUAUUAAUGACAUAGACCUUAUAAGUGCAAAUAUGGAGAACUCAUUGGCUUCCAUUGGAGGAUUUUGCUGUGGAAGAUCAUUUGUUAUUGAUCACCAGCGGCUUUCUGGACAAGGUUAUUGUUUCUCAGCAUCUUUACCACCAAUGCUUGCUUCUGCUGCCAUUGAGGCUCUCAACAUUAUGGAAGACGAUCCAGAUAUUUUCAGAUUAUUAAAACAAAAAUGUCAACGAAUUCAUUGUGCAUUGCAGGGCAUCUCAGGUCUGAAGGUUGUGGGAGAGCCAUUUUCUCCAGCCAUUCAUCUGCAGCUGGCAAGGAGCAGAGGAUCACGAGAAAAUGAUGUUAAGCUACUUCAGGAAAUUGUUGAUUAUUGCAUGAAUCGAGGGAUUGCAUUAACUCAAGCACGCUACUUGGACAAGGAAGAAAAGAUUUUGCCUCCACCAAGUGUGCGGGUGGUGGUUACUAUAGAAUUAACAGAGGAAGAGUUGGACAGGGCAGCAGCAUUAAUCCAGGAAGCCUCGGAAUGCAUCCUUCACUAGGAUUUUGUGAUAUUUAUGAUCUUUGUGGACCAGAAAUCGCACAGGGACAUUAUACCCUAAAGGACUGUACUUGCAGAAUGUGCAGAAACAGAUCAAUAUCUGCUGAAAAUAAGGAUUACCAACUACAGUAAAUGAACUCAACCUUUUUACAUAUUUUGUUAAAAUUAUGGAAAUUGUACUAAUGAACUUGAGUACAUUUGUGUUGCAAAUAAGUGCAAAAAAAUGAUUGUUUCAAAGUGUGGUCAACUAAGGGCCAGAAAUCUUUCUGUCUUACAGUUUCUUAUCCAGAAUUUUCUCUUCAUUUUGUAAUAAUAAAUGUAUUUUUUGCAACAUUCAUAACAACUGUGUGCCUAAAAGUAAUGAGCUGUAGGCAAGUUCCUAAAGGAAUUGGUUGGUAAAUUCAUAUUUAAAUGAGAAUGUGAUGUAAAGGUUUAACUUUGUAUAAGGAGCUAAAAUGUAUUGACUAUUUAAAAUUACCAACUUUGCUAAUUAUACUAUAAAACUAUUUUUCAUAUCUGCUGUGAGAGAAUUUGGCUGUUUUUGUGUUUGUCGCAUAUUUAGAAAAACAGUUACCCUCAUUGACAUUGGCGUGGAUGUGUUAUUCCCUAAGUUAUUGAUUCUGUUUGAUAUUAAGAUGGAAGUAGCUGAAGAAAUAUUGCUAAUCAACUUAAUUUUAGGUUUAAAAAUUGUUUAUUGUCUAUGUGAUCAACCCGUUUUAAAUGUGCUAGUAGCAUACUUAAUUUUGGUUGGAACUAGAAAGAAAACACAAGGUGGAAGGGCUUGCCAUGAUAGCUGUGUGCAAUCAUGUAACGCUACCUGUUCAACCUUCACUUGUUCACCUUUCUGGAGGAGGAGGAUAUGGCUAAAUCUCUCAACCAGAGAUAAUUUAUAGAUCAGUUCUGAAGACACUUUUGACUUACCAAAUUAUUGUAAAACACGGUGGGAUUUAGACAAGUACACAUGGUCCCAUUCAACCUUACAAUGUACCAAUCCAACCUUUUAUGUAAUAUAACAUUUCUCAGCAAAUUAGUAGUGCUCCCAUCAGGGUUCUGCUGUGUUACUUUUAAAAUAUAUGAUAACCUUGUCAUGCAAAAAUUUGAACAAAUUUACAGAUUUGUAUUUGACAUGACAUUACUGAAGGUGACCAUCAGCAUUCUUUUGUAUUGACAAGUGUAGGAAAUCCAGAAGUGUGACAUUUAUGUGCUGUUAAGAUUUGUAUAGAGAUUUGUUAGUUUUCUGGUGAAAUUGGUUUCAUGUAAAUUUUAAUAGUUUACAGGAUUUGCAGCACUAAAUGCAAGAACUGUGCAAGAUUUUUUGAACAUUUAUAACUGCAGAGCAAUUGCUAAAAAGCUGUUAAUUAAUUAUUGCAUGAAAGGAGGGAAGGAAAUUGUGCUUUAAAAGUGUUCUGCACUCUUGGUGAUUGGGGAGGUUAUUUUUGUAAUCUGUGCUUUUUACUGUUUAAUUCAGUGCAUUACUUUAUCCAGGACUUAAGAACAUCAAGUCUUUCCUACCUUUGAUUUUUUUUUCCCCAAGGGAAGGGGCUUGUCAGUUUACAGAUGCAUUUGUUAUAUACCUCUACUUUAUAACUGCACUGUACAUGUGCAUUGGAAAAUUGCACAGCACGUAGUCAGAUAUGUAACAAUAUGUGGAAUUGCAACUGGUAUUUUCAUUGGAGUUAAAAUGUAGGCACCAUUUUAAUCUUGCAGCUGGCAAGUCAACUGCAUAAUAAAACCAAAAAUCACGAGUAAAAGUGUGUUUUAUAUAUUAUCGAAAUGUGUACCACAAUAAAAUUUUAUACUGAG